AAAAAAGUUACACGUUACGAUACAGAAAACCAAAUCUAACACGGGAUAUCUGAAAGGCGAACAUGAGCUUCAUAACCGAAGCCCUUAACACAGUCCCACACCGGACUGAGUCUUGCUUGCUUGCUUAUUCGGCAAAAACGUGCGGGGGGACAAACGUUUUCAAGGUUAAGCCCAAAGAAAACUGCUUUCUUCUGUUUAGUUCUCAGAUGCACAAGAUGGUGACUCCUCCUACCACACUGACUCCUCCCACCACUGGAAAUAACAGUAAUUUCAACCAAUUCGUUGACUCAGAGUUUCGCUACACUCUGUUUCCUAUAUUCUACAGCCUGGUCUUUAUCUUUGGGUUGCUGGCCAACUGCUACGCUCUUUAUGUGCUGCACCGUAUGCGAGAGUCAAAAGCCAUGAAUGAGAUUCGAAUCUACAUGACCAACUUGACCGUUGCAGACCUGCUGUUUGUGGUCGCUCUACCGUUCUGGAUUGACUACUUCAAGAAUCACGGUAACUGGAAGAACUCAGAUGCCCUCUGUCGUAUCACAGGCUCGUUGUUCUUCAUCAACACAUACUGCUCCAUUCUCUUCCUUACUGUCAUCAGCAUUAACCGUUACUGGGCCGUUACCAGGCCGCUGGUGGCCGCUUCUUCUGACUGCUGGAGACGUGGAGCAAUCGUCUCAGCGUUCAUCUGGGUCGUUACUCUUGCAGCAUCAGUUAAAUCCCUCACUGAUGAUGGAAUCCCGAAGAAUAAGGAGAAUAACAACAUUUCUCGCUGUUUUGAGGGUUAUCAAAAUGAGCAUUACUCUACGAAAUAUACAAUGGCCGUCACGCACUUCAUCAUUAUUAGCUUAUUCUUUCUUGUUUUCUUGAUGGUGAUUAUCUGCAACAUCUCGAUCGCUCGAGCUCUUCUGUCGCAACCCAUCAGUCAGCCUCAAAGCAGCACAGGAAAACGUCCCGGUGGUACCAAGCGCAGAGCUUUGAGGAUGCUGUGUGCUGUCAUAGGCGUCUUUGUGAUCUGUUUCCUGCCCCACCACGUGGUGCAGGGUCCCUGGGUGUUGUCGGUGCUGUACCUGAGGAAAGAUUGGAGUAAAGAAACACGGCAAAGCUUAAACGAUGCUCACCAGAUCACCCUCAUGCUUAUGGGGUUCAACUGCCUUCUGGACCCGCUGGUGUAUUGCUUCGCCACCACAAAGUUCCGCAAGUACAUCCAGAAUCAUUUCACAAAGGUCAAGAAUAACAAACGCUGCUCACGCAACACAUUAAGCACGGCUGUGUCACUGAAGAGCAGACAUCAGAGUGAAUUAUGAACAUUGAAGAAGAGCAAAAAAAAACAAAAACAAAAACCAGCUGAGAAAUAUUUGGUGUCUGCUUAUUCUAAAUAGAAUCCUAUUCAGACAGUUUCAGAUUUUAGCGGAAUUUAAUUUAAAUUCCAAAUUAGGUUCUCUUUGGAUUCUUAAAGGGAUAGU
Messenger RNA from Sinocyclocheilus rhinocerous, 1457 nucleotides. Its product is annotated as platelet-activating factor receptor-like. Gene Ontology annotation, biological process: G protein-coupled receptor signaling pathway; chemotaxis. The transcript has 2 exons. NCBI's taxonomy places the organism in Eukaryota, Metazoa, Chordata, Actinopteri, Cypriniformes, Cyprinidae. Gene Ontology annotation, molecular function: G protein-coupled purinergic nucleotide receptor activity; platelet activating factor receptor activity. Gene Ontology annotation, cellular component: membrane. The coding region runs from base 63 to 1298 and encodes 411 amino acids. The record is from RefSeq and is a predicted model, not a curated record.